GGGGGAACAUGCAAAUUCCAUUAUUUUUUUUUUUUUUUGUAAUUUAGAAUUAUUCCUAUCAGGCAGUUUGUUUGAGGGCGUCAACCAGCAGAGGAACUGACCCGAUCUUUACAUAAUUUGCAUUUUCCAUUUUUUCCUGCACCAGUAACUCAACUGUCCCUGCAUCUGCAUUCAUUUUCUCCACAUCAGUAUUUAAACCACUGAGUGUGUUUGACAUGUUGUCAUUGUGAGGGGUGUGCUUGUGGAGAACACAGGGGCUCUCGAGAGGACGGCACUUUCAGAAAGUGAGGUUUGAUGGUUUUGUGUUCUCUAACUUGAUAGUGGAGUCUAUAACAUCAACGAGAAGAAUGGACAAACUAGAUAAAACUCUGAUCGGUUCACUGCUUUUGGCAGCUCUUUUCAGCAGUGCUGUUAGCGACGACUGGAAGGCAUCUGUCACAAAGAAUCUGGAUGCCUUGGUCACCUCCUGCGUUGUGGUACCCUGUUCUUUUAGCCAUCCUGGAAAUCCCCUACCAUCCUCCAAACUCCGAGGCAUCUGGCAUAUUUCCAAUCGUAGAGACAAAGUUAUCUACAGUGAGGAUAAAUCAAAGAUCUUGGAUGCAUAUAAAGAUCGAACAACGAUCCUCGGGCAACUUGGUCAGAACGAUUGCACCUUAGAAAUAACCGAUGUGAAAGAUCACGACAAUGGGCCUUUUUGUUUCCGGAUCGAGAUAGUGGGGGCCGAGAGCCAAAAGUUUUCCUUUGUCGAAGACUGUGUUGACCUCAAAAUGCAACAUUCUCCACCAGAAAUCAAACUGACCCAGUCAAGGGCAGCAUUUGAAGGAAAAGCUUUCACAGCCACCUGCUCAGUGCGCCACACCUGCCCCUCAUUCAGACCCAAACUGUCUUGGAGUCGAGGAAAUGCAGAUCAGAUUUUUGAGAAACAUGAAGAGAUCUCCCCAGGAAUCUGGGUCAUGGAGUCUGUUCUGACUUUUGUUCCUGAGGAGAAAGAUGAUCACAGUCAGCUGAUCUGCACAGCUGUAUUUCACGGAAGACAAACAACUACAAAAACCCUACAUCUUUACUUAAAGCGUGCAGCAAACUACAAGAACAUCAUCAUUCCAAUUGUUGUGUUGGUUGUAACUGCUGGAGUCAUUGGAUUAGUCUCCGGUUUAAUUAUCAAAAAAUACAAAAAGCGUAUUAUGGAGCUCCAGAGUCAGGAGGGGAGUGUUUGGAAUCGGAUGUCCAGAUUCUCCCGAAGGUUUCGAUCAAAUGCUCCACCACCAUCUCAAACCAAUAGAAGGAUGUACAGAGGGGACUUUGCUGAAGAGAAACCUUGAGUUUCAUCCCUCAAAAAGCAACAACUACAAAGAGGACGAUGACAAUGAUGACAAUCAAAACACAAUGGACCUCAACAUUUGUGGAAACGUGUGAGGAGCAACUUUGCAGAAGCAACUUCAAAAUGAACACAAUGAACUGAUCAAGUUAUGAUUAAUAUUGAAGCUGAAAACCGCCUGCCUUACUUUUUUUUUUUAAUUUUAAUUGUUCUCUCUUUAUAACGAGAUAAUUCAGAAUGGAGAUUGAAGCGUCCCCAUCUUCCUUUCAGAGACACCGAGACUUUACCGGUUUGAAAACACUCCACAAAUUUUGUUUUUAGUCUAUUUCUUAUUCAUUAGUGGAUCUAUGCGCUUUAAACAUCUUAAUUCAGUCUCAUGCACCAGCCUCUCCCUUAAUUUCCCCAAAAACCCUGAAGAAACAUUGACAGAUUGACUGAAUUCAGGGCAUCUGAGCGUGUCUGCAUGGUGAGUUCACAGACAUCCGGACAUCAGCAGCAAAACAAAGCAGUUUAUCAGAGAAAACAUCGAACAUCGGCAAUUAUCCAUAUAUAAUUGAUUGAUUAAAUAGUUUCAACAUUUUUCUGAAAAAAUACUUUGUUUUCCUGAAGAUUGUAUAAAAUGACCAAAGCAGAGUAACGGAUUUAGUUGGGCUGAGUGGCUGUUUUGUUCUGCUAAUGUCCGGAGUUCAUUGAACACAUCAUGCACAGAGUCUCGCUGUGAUCUGUCAAUCAACCUGUUCGGAGGUUUGGGGUAAAUAAAGGGAGGAGUGCUGGUGCAUGACGGAUUGAAGGCGUUUGAGGAACGUAGACCCACUAAUAAAAUAAUUAAAGAAAAUAGACAAAAAAA
This is a messenger RNA of Oryzias melastigma (Indian medaka), 2162 nucleotides long. Its product is annotated as myelin-associated glycoprotein. The coding region runs from base 348 to 1319 and encodes 323 amino acids. The transcript is spliced from 11 exons. Lineage: Eukaryota; Metazoa; Chordata; Actinopteri; Beloniformes; Adrianichthyidae. The record is from RefSeq and is a predicted model, not a curated record.